GAUCUCUUUUUCUUCGCCCGUUCUCUUCUGAUCUCUGGGCCCUGACUCAGAUCACAUCAAGUUAUUAGAAUCUGAUCACAACAGAAGCAUCUUUCUCCCAUUCCUUUGCAGUUCUUUUUCACUAUUAAUGAUAGAUUUCAAUUACACUAACACAUUCAACUUAGCCUAACUGCCCAUGCUCACCUUGAUACUUGCUGCUUCCCUUCCCUUCCUUUUCAGACCUCACGUGGCAACCUUGUUCUGUUCUCGUUCACUGAGGCCUUUAAAACCUCGUCUCGUCAGCUGCUGCUUCCCCUCCCAGCAUCAUCUCCCUAUGUAAGAAAACCUCCUUUGGGUUCUUUUCUCUGGUUGAGUCUCGAGUCUUCUUCCCUAGUCCUCUACUUGCGGUAAAAUGGCGCUGGAAGCUGUAGUGUUUCCACAGGACCUCUUUGGCUACAGCAUGAGAGAGUUGUUCAGCAUUGGAGGGGAGUUUUGGGGCUAUGACUUUGGCGAUGGAGAGCAAGGGGCUGAUAAAAAUGGGGCGGUUCCACUUGAAUGUAAUGCAAUUGAUUGUGCUGGUAGUCGAGGAAGCAGGGAACUAGAACAAAAUGCGACUUUGGACGCCUCUUGCUCCACCGGGGUGCAAGUCAUCGAGAAAUCAUCAUCACCGGAGGUUGCCGCCACCCUCGACACGCUCGUUUUCAGCCCGACCAAGGGCCGGAAAAAGAGGCAGCGGUCGAGGAUCGAGAAGAACCAGGAGGAAAUGGAGAACCAGAGGAUGACUCACAUUGCGGUGGAGCGCAACCGGAGAAAACAGAUGAACGAGUACCUUGCUGUGCUCCGGUCACUGAUGCCGGCUUCCUAUGUGCAAAGGAGCGAUCAAGCAUCCAUAAUUGGAGGGGCAAUCAAUUUCGUCAAGGAGCUUGAAAAGCUAGUCCAGUUUCUUGAAGCUCACAAAAGAAUCAAGCAACGAUCUGAUUCAGCCCCGUUUGCCGAUUUCUUCACCUUCCCCCAGUAUUCAUCCAACCCUUGUGCAAAACCUGCAGUUAAUGAGAACAUACACGAGCAUUUGUCGGAGAACAAGGCAUCUGCAGCAGACAUAGAGGUGACCAUGGUAGACACCUAUGCAAACCUGAAGAUCCUCUCGCCGCGGCAGCCGAAGCAGCUGCUGAAGAUAGUGAUUGGAUUGCAGAACUUACACCUGACCACGCUCCACCUCAAUGUCACCACCAUUGAUGAAACGGUCUUCUACUCCUUCAGCCUAAAGGUGGAAGAUGAAUGCCAAUUGACAUCAGUGGAUGAGAUUGCAGCAGCAGUGCACCAACUGGUUGGCAAAAUUCAAGAAAAUGCUUCCUUUUGAGUGUACCAUGUGAUUGUGUUUUCAAGACAAUAUGUUUGCUGUAGUAAUUUAGCUCCAAAUGUUUGUUUAAGAUCGUAUCCUGCUGAACUGAUCUGAAUGCAAA
Messenger RNA from Zingiber officinale, 1442 nucleotides. RefSeq names its product transcription factor bHLH94-like. Gene Ontology annotation, biological process: regulation of transcription by RNA polymerase II. NCBI's taxonomy places the organism in Eukaryota, Viridiplantae, Streptophyta, Magnoliopsida, Zingiberales, Zingiberaceae. The transcript has 3 exons. Bases 392 to 1339 code for a protein of 315 amino acids. Gene Ontology annotation, molecular function: DNA-binding transcription factor activity, RNA polymerase II-specific; RNA polymerase II cis-regulatory region sequence-specific DNA binding; protein dimerization activity. The record is from RefSeq and is a predicted model, not a curated record.